AUGGGGAAAGGGGCAAGAAACAAGAAGCAAGCGGCGGCGGCCGGUGGCUCCGGCAAAGUUCUUGGUGCAGUGGUCAGAGUCAGACCUUUGCAGGAAGUUGAAGCCAAAGUCGGAACUCUCGCCGAUUCGAUUACUGGUCUUCUUGGAGCUGUGGAAACCAUGUCUCUGCAACUCGGAGAGAUUUCAUCUUCUGUGAAGGGUGUAUUUGUUUCGGGCUGUGGGAAAUCAACUCCAGCUGAGCCUGUCCUGUUAAUGGAUUCUGAGACAGAUAUUGUUUCGGAGUUUCGUAAUUUGAAACAGAACACUAAUGUGGCAGAGUACCGGGAGAAAUUUGAGGAAUUGAGAGACUUGCUUCUUGAGUGGCUCAAGCCUGACAUAAAGCUUUCGAUUGGGAAUCGGAAACCAAAGACCCUUUGCCAUGCUUUCAACCUUGCACACAUUGAGGAGAUAGAAAUGGAGGUGAUGAAAGACAAGCUAAUGUCCUCGGGUGGAAAUGAGCAGAACAUGCCAUCAAAGUACCCUCUGGUGGAUUUGGGUCCAGACCAUCCCUUGAAAUUUGGAGCUUUAGUUGGUGAAAAUCCUAUAAAAAUCCUAAUAUGUACUGAAAAUGUACAUAACUAUGAUUAUGCUUCUUUAGCAAUAUCAACAGGUCGUGAGAUUGAGGAAGGUGAACCAAUACUGGUAAACUUUUCACUGCUUGGGUACAGGGAAGUUAGCCGGUUCAAAUGUCCAAGUUUCCGGUGGACAGUAAAGGGGGAAGAGUCUGUUGCCGAUGUGAGGAUAGUUGAGAUAAAGGCAGCUUACCAGGUUUUGUUAGGCAAAGACUGGCUGCAUUAUGACUUCCUUCUCCGCCACACUCCUGUAGGAAUGACACUCGAAACAGAAGGAGAGAUCAUAGGAAUGGGGUUGUUGGAUAAGCGCAAAGCAGCUGCGAGCUCGAAGAGCAAUAGGAUGUAA
Molecule: messenger RNA, 957 nt
Organism: Oldenlandia corymbosa var. corymbosa
Lineage: Eukaryota; Viridiplantae; Streptophyta; Magnoliopsida; Gentianales; Rubiaceae
Source: the annotation of a GenBank genome assembly